AUGGAAGACUGGACUCCAAGCUCUUGGACUACGAAACCCAUCAAGCAAGAUGUUGUCUAUGAUGAUAGGGAAAGAGUACAAGCCGCUCUGAGCAAGCUCCAGAAACUGCCUCCGCUUGUCACAACACAAGAGAUUGCGAACCUGAAAAAGAGCUUGCGAAAUGUUGCCUUGGGCAAAGCUUUUGUUCUACAAGGAGGGGACUGCGCUGAGCUGUUUGAUUACUGUAAUCAGGAUAUGAUAGAAGCGAAACUCAAACUGCUUCUGCAGAUGAGUUUGAUUUUGAUUUGGGGCGCAAACAAACCUGUAGUGCGAAUCGCACGUAUAGCCGGGCAAUUUGCCAAGCCCCGGUCAAGCCCUAUGGAGGUGGUCAACGGCGUUGAGAUGCCCUCGUUCCGCGGUGACAACAUCAAUGGCUUCGCUGCCACCGCAGAAUCUCGCAGGCCAGACCCAUCUCGGCUUGUUUCCGCGUACUUCCACUCCGCUGCCACGCUCAACUACAUGCGCGCCUCACUCUCGUCUGGUCUCGCGGAUCUCCAUUCCCCACUGGACUGGGGACUCGGUCACGUCAUUGAGCCCUCGAUCAAGGAGAAGUAUGAGCGCAUCGUCAGCCGAGUCAAGGACGCCCUGCGUUUCAUGCACACCGUCGGAAUCGACACAGACCGAGGCGUCGAGACCGUCGACGUCUUCACCAGCCACGAGGGUCUCCUCCUCGAAUACGAGCAGAGUCUCACCCGCCUCCUCCGCAACCCACUUACCACGACUCCACAACCCACAGCAAGCUACUACGCCACCUCAGCACACUUCCUCUGGAUCGGCGACCGCACGCGCCAACUCGACGGCGCCCACGUCGAAUUCUUCCGCGGCAUCGCCAACCCCAUCGGCAUCAAGAUCGGCCCCAGCAUGACCCCCGACGAGCUCGUCCGCCUCCUCGACGUCGUCAACCCCAACCGCGAAAUCGGCAAGGUAACCCUGAUCUCCCGCUAUGGCGCCAGCAAGAUCAGCCAGCACCUUCCCGCCCACAUCGCCGCCGUCCAACGCGCCGGCCACCUCCCCGUCUGGCAAUGCGACCCCAUGCACGGCAACACGCAGACUACCCCUUCGGGCGUGAAAACACGACACUUCAGCGACAUCCUCUCCGAGCUGCGGCAGGCGCUCGAGAUCCACCGCGCCGCGCAGUCCUUCCUCGGCGGCAUGCACCUCGAGCUCACCGGCGAGGCCGUCACGGAGUGUGUCGGCGGCGCGGGCGGGCUGACCGAGGAGGGGCUGAGCGAGCGGUACACGACGUUCUGUGACCCCCGCCUGAACGAGAAGCAGGCGUUGGAGCUUGCCUUUUUGGUCGCCGGCUUCUACCGCGACAUGGAUGAUGUGGAGAGGAUGAACUCGAUCUAA
Messenger RNA from Aspergillus fischeri NRRL 181, 1389 nucleotides. RefSeq names its product 3-deoxy-7-phosphoheptulonate synthase class II. NCBI's taxonomy places the organism in Eukaryota, Fungi, Ascomycota, Eurotiomycetes, Eurotiales, Aspergillaceae. The record is from RefSeq and is a predicted model, not a curated record. Bases 1 to 1389 code for a protein of 462 amino acids. Gene Ontology annotation, molecular function: 3-deoxy-7-phosphoheptulonate synthase activity. The transcript has 6 exons. Gene Ontology annotation, biological process: aromatic amino acid biosynthetic process.